Molecule: messenger RNA, 666 nt
Organism: Cuscuta epithymum
Lineage: Eukaryota; Viridiplantae; Streptophyta; Magnoliopsida; Solanales; Convolvulaceae
Source: the annotation of a GenBank genome assembly
GAGAUUAAAGAAAAUGAGAUAACAAUUUUGGUGAGAUGUUGGAUCGGGACUGGAUGAUCAAAGUUGAGUAUAUACUAUCUAUAUCAGGAAUUCGGGAGGGCAAUCGUGCUGCCGAUUUCUUGGUUGGCUUAGGUCAUAGUUUACCUUUUGGUGUUCACUCUACAAGGCCGUUUGGCAACCAUGAUUUUCGGUUUAUUAGGCUUAUCAGCCAACUUUUUCACCAAACACGUAAAUUUUGCUUUCGCGCGUUGGAUUGUGUAAUAAGCAGAAAAAGCAAGGUUGGAGUUACUUUUCUAGCUGUAUUGGCUGAAGUUACUGUAGAUGACAAUUUUAGCUAUUUUUACAUAUAACUUUUUCUUUAUUUUAUUAAUAAAAUAUAUCUUAAAAAUAUCUUUUCUUAUAUCAGCAGAAUCAGCCAAUGCAGCCACUUCAGCCAGAACUUCAUAAACUUCAGCAAAAUCAGCAAAAACAGCCGAUUUUCGUGCUGCUACCAAACGAGCUCUAUAUGUAUUGAUGAUCCUACUUUAUCGCUCCACAUUUUGUAUGACUUGUUGGGGGUGUCUCAACCUCUUGAUUGUGAAUGAAAGAUAGGCGAUGAUGCGCCUAUGGCUUUACCCAAAAAAAUGAUAUAAAACCUUUCAAAAAAAAUGAGAAAACAGAAUAAUA